Eleginops maclovinus (Patagonian blennie) is the source of this 4090-nucleotide messenger RNA. It is a transcript of the gene exoc6b, whose product is annotated as exocyst complex component 6B. Gene Ontology annotation, cellular component: membrane; exocyst. NCBI's taxonomy places the organism in Eukaryota, Metazoa, Chordata, Actinopteri, Perciformes, Eleginopidae. The record is from RefSeq and is a predicted model, not a curated record. The transcript has 22 exons. Bases 45 to 2471 code for a protein of 808 amino acids. Gene Ontology annotation, biological process: intracellular protein transport; exocytosis; Golgi to plasma membrane transport.
GCUCGGCUCAGCUCGGCUCGGAUCCGUCCAGAGCAACAUGCAGGAUGGCGACCAGUGUGGAGACAGCCGCGGAACACGAACGCAUCCUGCGGGAGAUCGAGAGCACCGAUACCAACUGUAUCGGACCGACCCUCCGGUCGGUGUACGACGGUCGGGAGCAUGGCCUCUUCGUGGAGAAGCUGGACGUCCGGAUCAGGAACCACGACCGGGAGAUCGAGAAGAUGUGUAACCACCACUUCCAGGGCUUCGUCGACUCCAUCACCGAGCUGCUCAAAGUGCGGGGGGAGGCACAGAAACUCAAGAGUCAGGUCACUGAGACUAACAGGCAUCUUCAGGACGAAGGCAAAGAGCUCAUGGGCUCUAUGGAGGAGCUGCAGAAGUGUCGAGUGCAGCAGAGGAACAUCGCGUCCACCAUAGAUAAACUGUCGCACUGCUUACCAGUCCUGGAGAUGUACAGCAGACUUCAGGAGCAGAUGAGGGCCAAAAGGUACUACCCGGCGCUGCGGACGUUGGAGAAACUGGAGCUCACGUGUCUCCCCCGGGCGGGUCAGUACCGGUUCUGCUCCAUCAUGGCUGAGAACAUCCCCAAGCUGAGGACGCAGAUCCGCGACACGGCCAUGACGCAGCUCCGAGACUUCCUGGAGAGCAUCCGGAAACAUUCGGACAAGAUCGGAGAGACCGCCAUCAAACAGGCUAAGCUCCAGCGCUCGUUGGACAGCUCCGUGUCCUCGCAGCCGAGGGGCCUGUUUGGACGUCGCAACAGAAAGGAGGCAGCCGUGACGGACAUCGACGGACACGGUGGCAGCCCGGUGUCCGAACAGGACUCUGGCAUUCUGGACGUGGACGAUGAAGAGGAGGAGGAGGAGGAUGAUGUCCCAGGAGCUCAGGACUUGGUGGACUUCUCUCCCGUUUACCGCUGUCUGCACAUCUACACUGUGCUGGGUUUGCGUGAUGUGUUUGAGAACUACUACAGAAAGCAGCGGAGGAAACAGGCUCGCCUCGUGCUGCAGCCACACUCUAACAUGCAUGAAACUCUGGAGGGAUACACGCGGUACUUCAAUCAGAUCGCCGGCUUCUUCGUGGUGGAGGACCACAUCCUGCACACCACGCAGGGUCUGGUGAACAGAGCGUACGUGGAGGAGCUCUGGGAGUUAGCGCUGUCCAAACUCAUCGCCGCGCUGAGGACACACUCCUCGUACUGUGACAACCCCAACCUGGUGCUGGAUCUGAAGAACCUCAUCGUGCUUUUUGCUGAUACACUGCAGGGCUAUGGGUUCCCAGUGUCGCAGCUGUUCGACAUGCUGCUGGAGAUGCGGGAGCAGUACGGAGAGAUCCUGCUCAAGAAGUGGAACAUCACCUUCAGACAGGUGUUGGAUCAGGAUAACUUCAGCCCAAUCCCAGUGUCCACAGAACAGGAGUACAAACACUACACUUCCCAGUUCCCCUUGCAAGACCCUGACCUGGACAAGCUCCCCUUCCCCAAGAAGCUCCCGUUCUCCGAGUUUGUGCCGAAGGUCUACUGCCAGCUCAAGGAGUUCAUCUACGCCUGCCUGAAGUACUCUGAAGACCUGCAUCUCAGUUCCACAGAGGUUGACGACAUGAUCCGCAAGUCGACCAAUCUGUUGUUGACCAGAACCCUGAGCCACUGUCUGCAGUACGCCAUUAAGAAGAAGAAUGUCGGGCUGGCAGAGUUGGUGCAGGUGAUCAUUAACACCACCCACCUGGAGCAGAGCUGCCACUUCCUGGAGGAGUUCAUAUCGAACAUCACCAAUGUGCCGCCGGACUCUGCCAACGCCACCAAGCUGUACGGGACCUCCACCUUCAAGGACGCUCGCCAUGCUGCCGAGGCGGAGAUCUACACCAACCUCAACGCCAAAAUCGACCAGUUCCUGCAGCUGGCCGAAUACGAUUGGAUGGUGGCGGCGCCGGGGGGCGGGACUCCGGAGGCCAGCGACUACCUGAUGGACCUCAUCGCUUUCCUGAACAGCACCUUCAGCGUGUUCACGCACCUGCCUGGUAAGGUGGCGCAGACGGCCUGCAUGUCGGCCUGCAAACACAUCUCCACCUCCCUGAUGCAGCUCCUGCUCGACCCAGAGGUCAGACAGAUCUCCAUGGGAGCGCUGCACCAGCUCAACGCCGACGUCAAGGAAUGCGAGGGUUUUGCCAGAGCCGGCCCGGUCGCAGGCUUCCAGGGUGACACGUUGCUUCUGGCCUUCAGUGACUUGAGACAAUUACUGGAGCUGUUCACGCAGUGGGACUGGAGCUCCUACCUGGCUGACUACGGGAAACCCAGCUGCAAAUACCUGAGAGUGAAUCCACACACUGCACUGGCCCUGCUGGAAAAGAUGAGGGAGACGAGCAGGAAGAACAACGUCUUCGCCCAGUUCAGGAAGACGGACCGGGACCGACAGAAGCUCAUCGACACCAUCAUCAAACAGCUGCGUAACCUCAUCGCCCAGCAGCAGGCCUGAAGCCCCCGUCCUGAUUGGCUGAAUCCAACCCUCCUGCCUGAUGAAGAGCCGCCUUCAUCGUUCUGUUUGCAUUCACCUGCUGAUCCACGCACCUUAACGCUGCCAAACUCCACUGAACACACACACUCUUACCGGUUCAUUCAAGACCCUUCCUGCUGGAUGAACAUCUGGAGCUACAACACGUAUUUUGACAGCUUGUGUUCCACUUUAUCAGACCCUCAUUUAGAGAUUUUAUAGGGUACUUCCUGUCAAAACUAAGUCGUCUUUCAAUUGAACACAAGUAAGGGGAGAAGUUAGUAUUAUCUUUGGGGAUUUUGGGGGGAUUUAUUGCCAAAAAUAGGACCAAUUUGUCUUAGAUGUUGUUCUUACAGGUGGAGAUUUCUAACGUAUAAUUUCAUGAAAGACAAGCAAUGAAGACUCUUAAAGUAAACAACAAGCAGCAUAUGUUAAUGAAACAAUGUGGCUAUUAAAGCUAGCAAGAAGACAGUUAAAACCCUCAAUCUACUCGUUGUACUUUACAUAUUUCUAGGUGUGCAGGUUAGUUGUAAGAAUAAAUGUUUUUCUUUGUACCAUGAGCUUCCAUUUCCUAAGCGGUGUGUCCUCACCCUCUUUAUAUUCAGCCUUAAAUGUCUUCCACUUUGCUCUUUCUCUCAACAUAUUGAAUGUACAUCCGAGAGGAUGUUUUAUUUCUGCAGCACUGAGGUCAAGGUGAGGUCUGUAAAAAAAAAAAACUAGAAUGUUCCUCCAAUAUUAUCCUUAAAAAGGGGGAUAUGAACUCAACAUGGCAACCCUCGAUGAAUACAACCUGCAAACACUUGAAUGCUGCUCAGACCUGGCAACCGUAUUCCCUUUUCUUAAAACAGUGGGGUUUUUGGGGGGAUUUAAAAGGGGGGAUGUUGUCCAAAUAUGGCAACCCAUUCCUCAGUUUUCAGUCAAACUAUGAUGUAUGAAUUACUGGGUCUUUAAGACCCCCCCCCCCCAACCGUGCAGACUAAUGUUGUGUAGGAACCAUUGUACUAAUGCCGAGCACACACACACACACUUGCAUGUCUUCCGUAAACCUGUGUGUGUGUGUGUGUGUGUGUGUGUGUGUGUAGUUGGAGCACAUUAGAUUAUUUUCAUUAACUUAUAUUUUGGGUUGUUUGCUUUUUUUUCUCUUCAACUUGGGUGCAAUAAUAGCAUUGGAAACUACAGCUGUGUGUGUGUGUGUGUGUGGGGGGGGGGGGGUCAUUGCGCUUUAUAAAGGGAUUCAAACAUAGUGUAUGUCAGAAGGGAAUUCAAGUCUUCCUGCUGUGUGUGUGUGUGUGUGUAUGUCUCUGUCUGGGUGUCAGUAAGGGAAGGGGCCGUCGCUACUGAGCCUGUGCUGUAUAUUUCGGGUUAUUUUCGGGUCUGGACUCUGGGGGUCUUUCUGCGACGUAGAUUAGGUAUUUGUUGCCAGGUCCUGGUGCAGUUGAACGAGAAAUUAGCUUCGCUCCGUGUCCAGACUCCUCGCGCUGCAGCUGUUGUUUACUUUGUUUUGUAUUUUGUAAAAAAGAGACAGAAGCACUGUUGUAUUAAACACCACUGAUGAAUGAAACCUAAGUACAAUACUAAUAAAACGGCAUCAAAUAUGGAAUAAA